Molecule: messenger RNA, 1056 nt
Organism: Sporothrix brasiliensis 5110
Lineage: Eukaryota; Fungi; Ascomycota; Sordariomycetes; Ophiostomatales; Ophiostomataceae
Product: dCMP deaminase
Exons: 3
Coding region: 1-1056 (351 amino acids)
Molecular function (GO): zinc ion binding; hydrolase activity
Source: RefSeq, a predicted model, not a curated record
AUGUUGAUUGGAAUCUGUGGAAGCAUCUGCGCGGGCAAGUCGACGGUUGCACAGUACCUGGUUGAGCGCCAUGGCUUUACACGGCUGAGCAUCCGGGCGAAUGCUGGCGGUGACACGGGCCCUGACGUGGCAUCGUCUUCGUCACCUGGCUCGCAGACCACCUUUGCCACGGCCGAGGAGCUGCUCGACUUUGUCACGCUGCGCUGGCGGGGGCGCUGGGUGACCACCGACGUUGCGAGCGAGCCCGUCCUGGACAUCUUUGGUCGGCGCCCCUUCUUCCUGCUCAUCAGCGUGGACGCCCCUGUUGCGGUGCGUUGGCGGCGGGCCCAGCGGCGCACAAAGAGCCAGGAGCCGAUGGACCUCGAAACGUUUGUCACCGAGUCCGACUUCCAGCUGUACGGCGGCGGGCCCAAGGCAUACGCGCCCCUGCUGCCCAUCAUGGCCCGGGCGGCCAUGCGCUUUGCCAACGGUGGGCUCGAGGAGAAGACGCUGUCGACGGAGCCGCUGUUUGCGGCCCUCGACAAGGCCGGGCUGGACGUGGAAGGCGUCGAGCAGCUGCUGCGGCCGUCGUGGGACCGCUACUUUAUGUCGCUGGCCUCGCUCGCCGCGCAGCGGAGCAACUGCAUGAAGCGGCGCGUGGGUUGUGUGCUGGUGCGCGAGAAGCGCGUCGUGAGCACCGGCUACAACGGCACGCCGCGCGGCUUGCGCAACUGCGGCGAGGGCGGUUGCGGGCGGUGCAACGGCGGCUUGGGAGCGGGUGUCGCGCUGGCGACGUGUCUGUGCCUGCACGCCGAGGAGAAUGCGCUGCUGGAGGCCGGGCGCGAGCGCAUCCCGACGGCGUCGCUUGCCAACACGAUCCUGUACUGCGAUACCUGCCCGUGUCUGACUUGUAGCAUCAAGAUCGUGCAGGUCGGCAUCGGCGAGGUGGUUUACAGCCAGGGCUAUAGCAUGGAUGCUGAGACGGCCGCCGUCUUCGAAGAGGCCGGUGUGCGCCUGCGGCAGUAUAUUCCGCCCAAGCAAGGCCUCAUCCACCUCGAUAGAAUGACCGUUUCAUGA